Messenger RNA from Ictalurus punctatus (channel catfish), 2225 nucleotides. It is a transcript of the gene etv1, whose product is annotated as ETS variant transcription factor 1. The transcript has 10 exons. Gene Ontology annotation, molecular function: sequence-specific DNA binding; DNA-binding transcription factor activity, RNA polymerase II-specific. Gene Ontology annotation, cellular component: nucleus. The coding region runs from base 509 to 1864 and encodes 451 amino acids. The record is from RefSeq and is a predicted model, not a curated record. Gene Ontology annotation, biological process: cell differentiation; regulation of transcription by RNA polymerase II. NCBI's taxonomy places the organism in Eukaryota, Metazoa, Chordata, Actinopteri, Siluriformes, Ictaluridae.
GCAGUCCAAUUAAUGCGUGUGUGGCGAAGGCACCUCAUGUGUCAUGCAUACAUUAAAGAGGCAGAGGAGUCUAGAGGGAGACCGAAGAGCUUCUACUGCGAGUGUCAUCACAAAUUACCAGGAGAACUUGCGAUCGCACUCACUCUCUUCUCCCCCGCUUUUGGCAAAUGCUAAGGCAGCCGAGCCACCACCACCACCACCUCUUUCUCCCUCUCUCUCUCUCUCUCUCUCUUUCUCUCUCACACAUGCACAUUCUCUGCUUCUGUCUUUCUCUCCCUUACAUCCUCUUAUAGUGUCUAUAUAUGAAUCUUUCUAAAGAACUACAGUUAUCAGUGCUGCGUGUUAAGAGCUUUUUCACUUUUUGGACAAAUGGACAACUUUUGAAAAUGCACAGAAGGGGUGCAGCCUGAGCCGUAGCCUCCACAAUUUCUUUUUUUUUUUUUUUUACUUUUCUGACUUGAUUGAUUUUUUUUCUGAUGGAAAGACAUGCUUGUUAUGGUGUAACGGGAUGCUUCAGGACUUGAGCGCCAGCGUCUUGUUUCCUUCUUGCUUGCAGCACCGGCCUUUAGCUCAAGUUCCGGACAACGAUGAGCAGUUUGUGCCUGACUUCCAGGGUGAAAACUUGGCAUUCCACGGGCUGCAGUUGAGGAUAAAGCGUGAGCCCCACAGCCCCUGUGCUAAUCUGGGAUCAGCCUGCAGUCAGGAUAGACCCUUCAAGCUCCACUAUGGAGAGAAAUGCAUGUACAACAUCAGGGCUCUAACCAAUCUCCUGUCAUUCCCUGAUGAUCGCAGUGCCUACGAGCAAAAGCAUGCAGCAGGAAUGAAGGGCUCCAGUCCUGCAAAUACGCCCUGCAGCACGCCCGUGUCCCCCCAUCAGCACCAUGUGUCUCCCAGUGCUGGCCUCACCCCUAAACCAGACAGAACAUACCCCCAACUCAAUGGCCCCCAGCCCCUCCCCGACACCACCUACAACAUUGACCACAGGUUCCGUCGUCAGCUGUCAGAACCAUGUCAUUCAUUCCCUUCUCCAGCUGCGAUGGGGCGAGAUGGACGUCCCUUGUACCACAGACAAAUGUCUGAACCUAGCAUUCCCUUCCAGUCCCAAGGGUUUAAGCAGGAAUACUCUGACCCACUGUUUGAGCAUCCACUCAUGGUGGGAGCGCCACUGCCUCAAUCUUAUCCCCCUUCUAUGAUGAUAAAGCAAGAGCCACGAGAUUUCACCUAUGACUCAGAAGUGCCUAGCUGCCACUCGGUUUACCUGAGACAAGAGGGUUAUUUGGCUCAUGCAAACAGAACUGAAGGUUGCAUGUUUGAUAAAGGCACCAGGCAUUUCUAUGAUGACACGUGUGUAGUACCAGAAAAGGCUGAAGGGGACAUCAAACAGGAGGCAGGGCUUUACCGUGAGGGUCCAACCUAUCAGAGGCGUGGCUCACUGCAGCUCUGGCAGUUCUUGGUGGCCCUGCUGGACGACCCCUCCAACUCCCACUUCAUAGCGUGGACUGGCCGAGGAAUGGAGUUCAAACUCAUUGAACCUGAGGAGGUGGCACGACGCUGGGGGAUCCAAAAGAAUCGCCCUGCCAUGAACUACGACAAACUAAGCCGCUCGUUACGCUACUACUACGAGAAAGGGAUCAUGCAGAAGGUGGCAGGUGAGAGAUACGUGUAUAAGUUUGUGUGCGACCCCGAGGCCUUGUUCUCCAUGGCCUUCCCUGACAAUCAGCGGCCUGUGCUGAAGACCGACAUGGAGAGGCAGAUCAAUGAAGAGGAGACAGUGCCACUGUCACACUACGACGAAAGCAUGGCAUACGUUCAGGACGGAGCCUACUGCAACCCGCACCCUUACAGCGAAGGCUACGUCUACUGAUCAUCGAGCACAGACUCUGCCACAUUGGUCUCACCUUUUCAAAUUCGUAAGAAUUCACAACUAGUAUGAAAAGAUAUGAACAUUUCAGUGGUGGAGGGGUUAUCGCUCGUAGCUUUUCUUACAACUCCAUUCAAGUGAAAUCCAACAACAACAAAAAAAUCUCUCUCAGUCAUUAGAAUUCUUAUGAAUUUUGUGUGAGAUCAGGACAUCUUCGGAUUCCUCUUUCUGUUGUCUCCGUCAUUCCCCGGGACAAAGAGUGCACUUUAUGGACAGAGAUGGGCAGCGUGUAAAACCUACUGUCCUAGGUACGGUAGUUGCUCCUUUGAUGUUUGUUUCUUUUUUCAAUAAAUGGGGGGGGGGG